This is a messenger RNA of Alternaria arbusti, 1053 nucleotides long. RefSeq lists its product as uncharacterized. The transcript has 2 exons. Lineage: Eukaryota; Fungi; Ascomycota; Dothideomycetes; Pleosporales; Pleosporaceae. The coding region runs from base 1 to 1053 and encodes 350 amino acids. The record is from RefSeq and is a predicted model, not a curated record.
AUGAACAAAAAAGAGAUGCGUAGACACGGAUUAUUCUGGGGUGUAAUCUCUCCUGCGGACUUGGGCAAGGAGGAAAACUACCUGCCAGUAUAUCCGAGACAGAUAUUCGAGAACCUUGCCACAGACUGGCACAGGAGGCAUGGAUGGCACAUUACCCCUCCAUCUACGCCACCGGCAGCAAAAGCUGUUAAGAGGGAGCUCGAUGAACCCAUUCCGGACGACUAUGAGAUUCUGUCCAGUAAGAAGAUCAAAUCGGAAGAGUUCACAAGCGAUGGUGUUGACGCAGCCAUACCCUCACAUGCAGGGGAGUAUGUGAACAGUUAUUGGGGGAAGCAACCCGAUAAUCCAUGGACUCCAGAACGCAGCGAGGAUGAAAAAGAUCUCAUGGGCCAGCACGAGGCGUGCCGUACCAAGCAGACUUUCGUUGCGGCUAUGGGUACUUAUUGGAUUCAGUGCCCACUCAUUGAGGCUACACACCCAGAACUAAAAAGCAGUCUGCGCAUGGUCGUUCGAGCUCUUGAUGACCAUACACAGGAACGCGGCUUGCUAGAGGCCUACCUCAACCUUGGGCUAUUGAAAGGGACCAUGGUCAUGGCGCCUGACCUUGACAUAGUCCAAGAUUGGUGUUACAGACACCAGAGUCAGCGUUCAAGAGAUGGUGGCAAUGGGAAAUGCAAGAUCGACAAGGAGACAGAAAGACUUCGAGACGUUCUAGAAGAGUUCAAAAGAGUAAAUGGAGUACCUAUCGACGCGACCAUUAAAUCGCCGCCUCUCGACUUACAAAAGCGACUCGACCUCGACUGCGAAGCUCGACUAUACGAGAACAGACCAUCCAUUGGUGGACCCAUUCGGAUCUCUGGCAAUACCGCGCAUCUCGAAUUCCGGGAAGGUAGUUUAUAUUUCGAAGGCAAGAUCAACCUUCCUAUUAUCAGCGACACGCCUGUAAAGAUUUGUGGUUACAGGAUCAAAAGCGAUGAUUCUUGCACCGUUGAGAAGUGGUUGGAUUACGAUACGUCGAAGGUCAAAUAUGGGGCGGCGUGGAAGAAGUCUUGA